CCGAAAUACGGUGUCGGAAUAAAGACAGCAAAUUUUCCGGAAUGUCCACCUGCGUCGGUGACCUGGACCACAGUCUUAUUCCCCCAUCGGAAACGUUACUUCACUCCGAUCAUCAAUUUCGGGUGUUCCUGACAAAGCAGACCACCUCGACGAUUGGCUUCCGGUGGGAAUUCGUGGAACCUUUCCGGGAUAAGUUCGACAUUUUCAAGGUGGAAAAGUGUUUCGGAUGCCGCCGGAAUCAGUGGGAGGUUGUACACUGGAGCACCGCAUGGUCGGUCAUGGUGCGAAAUUUGGAGCAGAACCUGUGCUAUUCGUUUCGAAUUUUCGUGCUGCGACAGCGGGAGGAAGAUGGAAAUAUAGUUUAUUUGAAAAAGUCCAAGAUUUUCAAAUCGUUUACGCUGCCCGAUGUACCAUCUACGAUGGCGGUUUUCCGGGCGGUUCGGAAAGGACAGCUGGCAAUGGUGCGAAGGAUGUUGAGCGUCAAGCCUCAUCUGGUUAACGUUCCGGUCAAUGGGGAAUCUUUGCUGUAUCAGGCGGUGCGAACAGAGAACCUGGACAUGAUCGAGCUGUUGCUGGACUUUGGAGCGGAAGUCAAUUUGGGCGUUCCCGGAAAUGGACAAACACCGGUGCAGUUAGCAGUUUACAAUAAAAAUUUGAAAAUCGUGAGAUACCUAAUGGAUCACGGAGCCGAUCUAAACGUGGUGAACUGCAUCGGGAUGAAUGCAGGUCAUUAUGCGGUCGAUUCGAAUGACGUUAAUAUGCUGCGAUACGUUCUGACGCAUGGGUGCAGUACCGAGGCACGUGAUCGCUGCCAUUGGACGUUGAUUUUUCGGGCGAUAUUUGGUCACGCCAGUCAGGAAGUCGUCAAAUAUCUGCUGGAUAAGAAAUGUCGCCUGAAAGUGCGGGACAAGAAUCAACUGAUGCCUAUAGAUUAUGCUCAGUUGAGUGGACAGGAGGAGGUCAUCAAACUUAUUAAGAGAAAGCUCAAGAUUUGAGGAGGAAUCAUGUCACUGCACGAUUUGUUUUACUUUGUAUUUACAGUGUGUUUGUUUGUUGUGAUUUGUGUGUGUGUUUUUUUUAUAUCUCAAAUCAGCUUAAAAAAGCUUCGCUCAAUGUGUACUUUAGAAUUAAAUAAAACUUAUCUAAUAAUACUUAAACGCCUAAUCAAGAAAUACGCUAAGCAAUGAAAACGAGUAUCUUAGAGGAAUCUCCGGAUCAGCACCAGUAAUGGCGUGAGGAGAAUCGUGAUGGUAGAUAAUGGUGAAACUGCGCCGCUCUUCUGGUUGUGAUAU
This is a messenger RNA of Uranotaenia lowii, 1292 nucleotides long. RefSeq names its product putative ankyrin repeat protein RF_0381 (gene flip). Gene Ontology annotation, molecular function: protein binding. The record is from RefSeq and is a predicted model, not a curated record. The transcript has 2 exons. NCBI's taxonomy places the organism in Eukaryota, Metazoa, Arthropoda, Insecta, Diptera, Culicidae. Bases 42 to 995 code for a protein of 317 amino acids.